Asterias rubens (European starfish) is the source of this 3607-nucleotide messenger RNA. RefSeq names its product telomere repeats-binding bouquet formation protein 1-like. The transcript is spliced from 21 exons. The record is from RefSeq and is a predicted model, not a curated record. Gene Ontology annotation, molecular function: protein binding. Bases 251 to 2872 code for a protein of 873 amino acids. Lineage: Eukaryota; Metazoa; Echinodermata; Asteroidea; Forcipulatida; Asteriidae. Gene Ontology annotation, biological process: meiotic attachment of telomere to nuclear envelope; homologous chromosome pairing at meiosis.
CGAGAAGUGUGACAGCAGGAUAAUGUUUUUUUGCAGCAGAUAAAUAAAAAAACGACAAAUUGUUUGCAUUUCGGGCAUGCAAACUUAUUCCUGUCUCCGGCUGUGGUGUGCUGCUGAUGUUCUGUGCAAUGUUUUCUUGAGUGACACAUCGUAGAAAGUUUCGGAACGGUUUAAACAACUUUUUUAAGGUUGAACUUGCCAACACAAGAUUUCUGUAUUUUUUUUACUUCCAACCCAACAAAAAGAAAACAUGGCCAGCGCCAGUGAUGAUGACGACGUAGACAUGGUAGAUUUAGAACUAGAAGAAAAAACGACUGAGACUAGGACAGACCUAAAACUCCUCUUAGAUUGUCUCCAAUGUCAUGAGAAUGAUGUUGAAGUACAGAGGGACACUCUGUUCACCAUUGCUAAUAUGUGUUCUGGAUCAGAGGAGGCACAGGAGAUUUGUAGAGAGACGGGAGCCAUAAACUUUGUCUUGGACCUGCUUACAACAGGAAAAGAUGCAGUGAAGAUUGCUGCUAUGUAUAUGCUUGGAUGCGCUUGUGAGAAAAAUGUAUUCUCUCAAAAGAGACUCUGUACAAAAGCAGUAUUCAAGUUUCUUUACUGCCAGUUAAGCUCCACCGAUAGCAGUAACAACUUGAAGAGAGUGGCAGCUUAUCUCGUUCUCUGUCUGGUGACUAACAAUGGUGAAGGACAAAAUCUCGCAAGGACAACAAAGUGUUUGCAUACAAUCUUAACACUGUUUCGGAUGUUUCAUCCCUCAGCUGAUUCUACAAGAUUACCAGGUCAGAUGGGUCAGAUGAAGACUCAGACCAAAGAUGAUCAGCUUGAACUGUGGACCUGUGUCACAAGCGCUUUGAGCGGUUGUGUCAAUAACCCUCAAAAUGAUGAAAAUCAGCAGCUAUGUGCAAUGACAUUCCCAACUGCUGUUGCCCUUCUUAACCAGACAAAGGAUCCAACGAUCAUUCGGCAAACAUCCUCAUACCUGUCAUUAAGUGUUGCAAACAGUGUGUGUAACCAGGUCAGGUUUGGUAUCAUUGGUGGCAUUGAGGUCCUGGUUAGUCUUCUGAAAGGUGUCAUUGUGAAUCUCUUGACGAAUCCACAUCAUGACUAUGUGUUGGCUGCAUUACAGUUAGCAAACCUGUUCGUCUCGUGCAUCACGGGCUGUGAGCAAAACCACGCAAGACUUGUGAACCUUAAUGUCAUACCGCUAUUGCUUCAGCUUUUGGGGAUGAGUGUCAUAGAUACGGAGUACAAGGUGAACAUCAUUCUAACCUUGGGUCGCCUCACAGAAAAAUGCGAAAGGAGCCAGAGGCAGUUGUUGGAGAAUGAAGGCCUGGGCUUACUCAUUCAGAUUAUGAGUAAAAACAAGGACGAAGAGUUUAACAAGGCGGCUAUGUAUCUCCUCAGUUCCUGUGCAGACAUUGUUUCGCGUUUGGAAGAGGAGUGCCAGACCAAAAGAUCUGAAGUGUUGACAUCAAUGAAAAAGAAGACUGAGAAGAGAAAUAUUGUGAGACUUAGUAGAAGUAUGCUGGAGGAGGCAGUGGUCAGCAAAAAGAUUAACGGGCCUACACAGACAAAUAGAGACGGGAUCUGCGGAGUUCAAAUUCUUGAUCAGGAAAAGACUUGUACAUCUGUUGAUGUAGUUCACACAGCUAAAGUGAAGACAACAAAUUCCAAGAAGCUCAGACCAUCCUCCCACUCCCAGGUUUCAAAUGCAGAGUCUUUCAGAGAGAUAGGAGUGCAGCAGCUUCAAGAGGACCCUGUACCCGAUGAGAUGCCCUCCGAACAGUGCGGUUCUGUUAGCAACCAAGUUUCGUGUUUGGAAGAGGAGUGCCAUACCGAAAGAUCUAAAGUGUUGACCCCAAAGAAAAAGAAGACCGAAAAAAGAAAUAAUGUGAGACUAAGCCAACAUAUGUUGGGGGAGGCUGUGUUCAGCGAAAAGAAUAACGGGCCAACAUGGACAAAAAAAGACCGGAUCUGCGGAGUUCAAAUUCUUGAACAGAAAAAGACUUGUACAUCUGUUGAUGUAGUUCACACAGCUAAAGUGAAGACAACGAACUCCAAGAAGCUCAGACCAUCCUCCCACUCCCAGGUUUCAAAUGCAGAGUCUUUCAGAGAGUUAGGAGUGCAGCAGCUUCAAGAGGACCCUGUACCUGAUGAGAUGCCCUCCGAACAGUGCGGUUCUGUCAGCAACCAAGGUAAAAGGUCUGCAAAUUGUUCAGUGAUUCUCAACCCCUUACCAGAAUGCCCAGGCUGUGCCCCGCCUGUCAACGGACCAUUGUUGCACAGUCAGAACUACAUAUACACUCUUGAGAAGAGUAUACACACAUGCUUUGAACAUCAAGACCUCCAGAGAAGGAUACAAAAAGAAGUACAACGAGGACGGUUGAUUCAGAAACACAGUUUAGAUUCCUCCCCUGAAAGUAAGGCAAACACCUCUGCAGAUACAACUUCUACGUGCACUUCCUUGUCAAGAAGAGUUCGUACUGCUUCAAGAACUAAACGAUGCCCACAUGCCACCACCCCUACUUUACACAAGAGCUUAGAAAGGCGAUGCAAGCAAGAAGCUCCAAAAUGGUCAUCACCCUCAUCAUCCACAUGUACUCCAACAAGACGAAAGCGUCAAAACUUCACAGAAGAGGAAGUUAUGAAUCUCAAGCAUGGUGUUGCCAAGAAAGGCAAGAAUUGGAACAGCAUUCUCUGGAGCUACGAGUUUCUACCAGGACGGACCUGUGUGGACCUUAAAGACAAGUACAGAAAGAUGCAGGCUAGUACGAAUUCUGUUGGAGUAAGCAGACCGAGCAAGAAGACUCCAUCACCUUCAGGCAAAAAAGGGAAGCAGAGCAUUGACUCUACAUGGCGUCGUUGAGAUCCCUUCAGAGUUACCAAAGGAUAGCAACGCAUAUUUUUAAACAGGCCACAGGCCCGAGGCCAUUUAUUUUAGCAUUCGGAUUAAAUUCAGUAAACUUGUGACCGAACAAUGUUUGAGAUUUUUUUUCCCCUUUUUUUUCUCCUCGUUUGAAUGAUAGUACCUCACUGUGUAUGUAAAACAACAUGCAUGAUGUUCAAGUUUUGACUUGGAGGAAGUCUUUUAAAUAUUUUUUUUCCAUUCAAUUGAGUAUCUAAAGGAAAACAGUUAGAUAUUGAGCUUUGUAGAAAGGUGUGACUCAUUAUGACUCUGGUCUUGUUAAAUAUAUUCUACACCAGUGAACUUUAUGAGCUCCAAGCCCUGCAAUCUUCUGGAAAUUUACAUGCCGUAAUUGCAUGCGGAUAAGACGCGACUUAUCCGACUCUCAAAGGUAAUCUGACUCUCAAAGGUAAACAAAAAUCACUGCAUCUUGUCUCUCGAAACCCCUGGUCUGAUAAAGAUUGAGUUCAUUUAUACUAAGGGAAUAAAAGGGUAGUGAUGAGUUCUUAAACAGCAGCGCGGCCAACUCACCGACAGCGUAAAAAACCCUGGUUAUGAACAGUUCAGGCUGGUUAUUAUCAACCGUUUAAACACCCCCACGUGAUGCAUUCUCCACCAAUAGGAAUAGCAAAACUGUCUGAGGUAUUUAUGAAUGUAAAAUAAUACCUUUAUUUCUUCCAGGAUAAUUAAGCUUUG